CCAAACAUAAAAUAGAUGGCGAGUUUAGUUCAAAUGUUAAAAGUGAGAGUACAAUUUGUUCCAAAAAAACACUUGCUUUUCUCUCUCUUCACUCUUUCUGACACUCUGUCUUCCACACUGCCUCACUCUCCUUUUAGUCUUGGAAUCCAUUUUUACGCAUCAUUUUAUUCACAUUCUUACUAUAAUUCUCCAUUUUUUUCUUGUAAUUCACUCCUUAAUUACUUCUUUUUUCUAAUAUCUACUGUUAAUUGCUAAAACCCUUUGUUUUUAUCAUCUUUGUUUUUUUGCACCUUUCCCAAAAAAAAAAAAAAAAAAAGGCAACCCUUCAAGCUAAAAACCCUUCUAUUAAUCCCUAAAACAUCAUUUUAUGCUCUUAAUAUUAAUUUAACUUUGAAAAACAGUUUUUCUUUGCUAAAAAUUGCAAAUUUUACAGAUCUAAUAUCUCAAAAUACCAAAGAACCCUGCUUUCUUUAAAAGGGUUUUAGCAGCUUCUUUUUGUAAAGAUUGGAAUUUUUUUUUUCUUUUUGAUAAACCCUUUAUUUUUCUCUUAUACUAGUAUUUAAUUUUGAUGUUGGUGGGUUUUUCACAUUGGGUUUUUUUACAAUUUAUUUGCCAAUUUUAGCAAAAUGUUGAAAACCCCUUCAAAAUUUGUAAAUCAUGCUAAUUCCAUAAAAUUCGAAAGAAAAUUACUUGUUUUCUGAAGUUAAUCUUCCUCCAUAAGUGUGGAAUUCAUUUACAUGAAGGUGGAUUUUCACAGAAAAACUCAGAGAAGAAGAAGUUCAAAAGAGGAAGAUGAUUCAGCUUUUGUUCCUUGUUCUUUGUGUAGAAAUUGGGGUUGCUUUCUUCUUGUUAGUGAAAGUGGGGCCAUUAAGAGAGCUUGUAAUGAAAAGCUUGGACCAGGUGAAAUUAGGGAGAGGACCAGCAACAGUGAAAACAAUUGCUGGUACAAUGUCUGUGAUAUUUAUGUUUCAUUUGAUGAAUAUUUUGAAGAUCCAAAAUAAGGGUAAUAAGCUUGGUACUAUGUCACCUAUGGAUCAAGUUUUGUGGAGGACUCAUUUGCUUGAGGCUUCACUUAUGGGCUUCACUUUAUUUCUUGGCUUCUUAAUUGAACGUAUGCACCAUUAUCUCCGGAAACUCAUCAAUAUUAGAAGCAAGGUUGGAGCAUCAAAAGAGGAAUUAGAGAAGAUUGAAAAAGAAAAGCAACAGCUGAAGGAGAAGGAGGAGAAGGCUUCAAAGGAAAUAACAACGCUGCAGAACGAGCUAUCAAAGCUGACGGAGGAAAUAAAGAAGCUAAAGGUGGAAUCACAAGAGAAAGACAAGACGAUCGAGACUGCUGAUGCUCAUGUAGUCGCCCUUCAGAAACAGGCGGCUGAUUUGCUGCUCGAGUAUGACCGACUACUAGAAGAUAAUCAAAACCUUCAGACCCAAGUUCAAAAAAGGUGACGGAAGGAUUUUGACAAGAACUUAGAAUUUAAGUCCAUACAAACAUUUUGAUUUUGAUAUUCAUAUGGUUAAGGCUUCCAUUGCCAAAACCUGUAUUUUCUAUAUUCAGCUGGACAGAAACAAUUAAGGAUUUCCCUUCUUUUGGGGCAUGGUGUUUGGGGGUUAGAAUGAAGGGAUGGAACCAGGUUAUUAGAUGGUUUUGGUGUCGGCGGUGCUAAUUUUUUUUUUUUUUUAUUUACAAAUAUAUAUGUUUUGUAUGAUAAAAACAGGUCUUUCUUUUUAUUCAUACAAAAUAUAUGUUAAUGCUCGCAAGCAAUCACAUUUCCAUACUAAA
Molecule: messenger RNA, 1777 nt
Organism: Chenopodium quinoa (quinoa)
Lineage: Eukaryota; Viridiplantae; Streptophyta; Magnoliopsida; Caryophyllales; Amaranthaceae
Product: B-cell receptor-associated protein 31-like
Exons: 2
Coding region: 793-1443 (216 amino acids)
Biological process (GO): endoplasmic reticulum to Golgi vesicle-mediated transport; intracellular protein transport
Cellular component (GO): endoplasmic reticulum membrane; endoplasmic reticulum
Source: RefSeq, a predicted model, not a curated record